Molecule: messenger RNA, 1810 nt
Organism: Vitrella brassicaformis
Lineage: Eukaryota; Vitrellaceae
Source: the annotation of a GenBank genome assembly
GUCAAGUCAUCUCACACACAACCGGUGGUCACCCUCAAAGAGAUCCUCGACUAUGUGCGGCACGACCUCGGCUUCGACUGCAUGUGGAUCGACGAGCGGGGCGUGUCAGCCUUUCUCCACUUCGACGACGUCCGUGACAAGGACUUCAUCGGCGAGUUCCUCUGCGAGCGGAAGAAAAAGACACCGACAUCAGGGGUGGGGGCAGGGGCUCAGAAGAAGGAAGCGGAGCGGCCGAAGGCAAAGGGAGAUGCGGGCGGUGAUGACGUGUCGCGGAUGGCGGCGAUGAUCCGACGCGAGAAGGGGAUGGGGAGGGGCAAUGGGGGAGGGAAGGACAGUCAUGUUGAUGCCGACCAAGGGCAAGGGCAGACAAGGCAAGAGAGGGAGCGGACGAAGCCAGACGACGACAAGCUGACAGAAGAAGCCCAGGACGAGCCGAGGCAGGAGAAGGACGAGCUGGGCUGACCGACCGACCACAUCCUACAGCUGUCUGUCUUUACUCAAUCCAUGACCUCUCCCGCUCGUUUCUUGCUGCCGUUGGCGUCUGUUGUGUCUGUCUGUCUGUUGAGCCGACAGAUAGAUGAGAUGACUUGGCACGGGUGUACAUAACAUACCUGCCUGACAUGGACGGGUGGGCGCGGUGCGCCCCUCGACGGGUGGGGGUGUUGGGUUUGUGUUUUUCAGCGGGCCGGCCAGUCAGCCAGGUCGGUCGAGUCGACGAACUGACAAUUCAUCCACUCAUCGUGCUGCCGCAGUUUGUGGCUUGCCAUGGCGUGCAGUGUAGGUGUGUGCAGCGAGCGCAGCACGUCCGUCUACCUGUCAGUCAGCAGCAAUGGAUCUGUCUGUCUGUCUGUCUGUGUCGCGUGCGUCCAUACCCCCCCGCAUACAUCCUGGCUUGCGUUGUGUCUGCGAUGUGCGAGAGACAGCAAGGCAGAUAUAGAGAGGCAGACAGAGAGAGGGUACCUGUGUCUUGUAUAGUGUAGGCAGACGGGGGCCUGGGGGGAGGCAUCCAGAUUAAUUAAGGCGAUAGCUCUUUUCCUUCGUUGUGUGCGGCAGAUGAUGAAUGAGCCUUCCUUUGCCCCUGGUCGGUCGGUCGGUCGGUCGGCCGGGUCGCACUUUUUUGCGUGUGAGCCGCCGCAUGGUGCCUGUCAUGUCCUGUGGGUGGCUAUGCUAUGUGUGCAGCAGUCCCUUUAUCUGUCUGUCAUCAGACUGUCUUUCUACUUCGCAAGGCGCCCUGAGAGGCAUCACGGCAUUCAGGUAGGUAGCUUCAGUCAGUCCUUUAGGUGGGUGGGACACACAGACAGCUGUGAGGUGAGAUCAACGAACGUAUGACGACAAUGUCAUUGGUGUGUAGCUGCGCAUUGCACUAGGCGGGUGCAGUGCAUUGCAUGGGUCUCAUUCGUGUCGUGAGACCGUAUGUGUAUGUGUGUGUGUGUGAUGGCUCGUGUGCCAGUCGACAGUCGACAUGCUUUUGGUGACAAUUUUUGCUGUCCACUCUCUCUCUCUCUCCCUCACCCUCUCCCUCUCUCUCUCUCGCUCCCUCUCACUCUCCUUCUGUGUCGGCCGAUCAGUGGUCCCAGCCCGCAUUGAAUGCCAUUCAUCCACCAUAUCCUGAAUCGAUACCAAUCGACGCAGCCAACAGACACAAUUCGUUAUCAUGUGAAACGGACUUUUUCUCAGGUGAAAACAGACUUCAGCGUGCGCUUCUGUGAUCGCUCUGCUCCUCUUUCGAGCGAUAUCACACAUCAGUGUAAUGAUGGUGAUUCUGCAAUGCAUGGGACGUGCCGCUGGAUAUGUGAAGCAAUGAAUCAAU